Messenger RNA from Drosophila willistoni, 550 nucleotides. It is a transcript of the gene Trissin, whose product is annotated as trissin. Lineage: Eukaryota; Metazoa; Arthropoda; Insecta; Diptera; Drosophilidae. The record is from RefSeq and is a predicted model, not a curated record. The coding region runs from base 98 to 412 and encodes 104 amino acids. The transcript is spliced from 3 exons.
CAGAGCUAGGAGGACCAGCCAAUCAACCACAAAAAUAAGCUCCCAUGAGCUGGGAUAAUAAUUAAAAUAAACUUUAACCACCGAGUAGAGGUACAAAAUGGCACAGUGGCAGGCGCAUUUCAAUAUCAUCUUGAUAUGCAUCUGGUUGAUGUGCAUAACCAACUGCAGUGCCAUUCCAUGCGAUUCCUGUGGCAAAGAGUGUGCCAGUGCCUGUGGCACAAAACAUUUUCGAACAUGUUGUUUUAAUUAUUUGCGUAAGCGCACUGAUCCAGAUGCUUUACGCCAGAGUUCAGAUAGACGGCUAAUUGACUUCAUAUUGUUACAAGGACGAGCCCUAUUUACCCAGGAGUUGCGAGAGAGGCGAAAUAAUGGCACACUCAUAGAUCUCGGCUUACAAACUUACUAUGGCUAAACCCAAACUAAUCCCCCAUUCCAAACGCGAUCCUGAUUCUGAUGACAAUGUUUGCAAAAAUGUGUGAAAUGUUAAUUUUUCGAAUAAAAUCAAAAGUUAGUCUUUUGGGGCAAUGUGCUUGAUGAAGCAUUCUGGUAA